GAACCAGAGGGAAAAGGGGCACACUGAAUCAGCAACUAAGGAAAAUGAUGAUGGAUGCUGUGUGGAGUACUUCUCCUCUUUCACGGCUGCUUCUUAUCUUCUUCUGCUUUCUUGUCGUCGUGCUUCCCCAGAUAGAGGCGCACCAUGAAUCUGGUGCCCUUCCUGAUCACAGCCGGUUCGUCAAGAAGGAACACCGGAAGAUCCUCUCUUCGUCGGAGUCCGGCCAAGUGUCGUACGUGAAAAUUGGGGAUGCCUAUGGCAGGAACUACCAGCUCCAUUUCUUCUCGUUGGAGCCGAGCUCUCUCUUUCUUCCAGUCAUUCUUCACUCCGACAUGGUGUUCUUUGUCCAGACAGGAAGGGGAAAUAUGGGCUGGAUUGAAGAGAGUGAGAUGCAGUGCAUGACUAUAGAGGAAGGGGAGGUGUUCAGGCUUCCUGCUGGUUCGGUGUUCUAUGUCUCAAGCGAGCCCUCUGAGAUGCGUCGUAAGCUCAGACUACAUGCCAUCUUCACUAACUCAAACGAUGAGAUCGCUGAGACGCACACCGGAACUUACUCGUCGCUCACCGACUUGGUUUUGGGCUUCGACCGGAAAAUCCUUCGGACGGCAUUCCGGGUUUCAGACGAAGUGAUGGAAGCGCUGGCCGGAGGUCGGAGGCCGCCGGCCAUCGUGCCUAUGCAGAAGAAGGAGGAGGACGAGUGGAAGGACGGCCUGAAUUGGGUGAACAGGAUGGUGGAGUCUUUGGCAGAGAACGGUUUGUUGGGGCUGGGCGGGCACCACCACAAGAAGGACAAGAAGCACAAGCCCUUCAACAUCUUCAAGAAGAAGCCCGACUUCUCCAACUUCUACGGCUGGAGCCUCGCCAUCGACCACAAGGAGUUUCACGCACUCAAGGACUCCAACAUUGGCCUCUUCAUGGUCAACCUCACCAAGGGUUCGAUGAUGGGUCCGCACUGGAACCCGAAGGCGACGGAGAUAGCCAUAGUGACUUACGGGGAAGGCAUGGUUCAGAUCGUGGCUCCUAACGAGACGGACCGCUGCGGGGUGAGGCGGUUCAAGGUGUCGGAGGGGGAUGUGUUCGCGACGUCCCGCUACGAGCCGAUGGCACAGAUGUCCUACGACAACGACUCGCUGGUGUUCAUGGGGUUCAGCACCAUGUCCAAGAGAAACCACCCCCAGUUCCUCGCCGGCAGCAGCUCCGUCCUCCAGACCCUCGGCGAGAGCGUCGUCUCCCUCUCCCUCAACGCUAACAGGAGCGACGUGAGGCAGCUUCUGUCUUCGCAGGCGGAUGCUAUCAUCCUCGCUUGCCCCUACUGCGCGGUGGAAGAAGAGAAGCUGAUGAAGGAAGAGGAGGAAAGGCAGAGGGAGAAAGAGUGGGAGCGGGAGAAAGAGGAGGAAGAGGAAGAGAAGAGGGAAAGGGAGAAGGAGAGGGAGGAAGAGGAGGCCAGGAAGAAGAGAGAAGAGGAAGCGGAAGAAAAGUGGGAAAGGGAGAAGGAGAGGGAGGAAGAGGAGGCCAGGAAGAGGAGAGAAGAGGAAGAGGAGGAAGAACGGCGGGAAAGGGAAGAAGAAGAAAGGGAGGGAGAAAGAGAGGCAAGAGAAGAAGAGGAGGAAGGGAGAGGGUGGAGGAAGAAGUUGGUCUUCAAGGGAAGGAGGGAGUGGAAUUAGUUCUGCUUUUCUGCUUCUGCUUCUGCUUCUGUGUGUGGAUUUGACUUCUUAUGGUUGCUUUCCGUUUGUGCGUUCAAGAGAAGAGGGGUCAGUAGUGGUACUCAAUUGGCCUUUGCUCAUAAAACGUAAUGCAUGUACAUAGUAUAUAUAGUAUUAGCUAAAGCCGCGGGGUUUCUCUUCCCGUGGAAAAUAAAACACUGGUUUCUUGUUUCUCCAAAGGGUGGAAUACGUUGGCGAGUCAGCUUUUUAUAUA
Molecule: messenger RNA, 1914 nt
Organism: Nymphaea colorata (pocket water lily)
Lineage: Eukaryota; Viridiplantae; Streptophyta; Magnoliopsida; Nymphaeales; Nymphaeaceae
Product: vicilin-like seed storage protein At2g18540
Exons: 5
Coding region: 45-1661 (538 amino acids)
Source: RefSeq, a predicted model, not a curated record